Limulus polyphemus (Atlantic horseshoe crab) is the source of this 966-nucleotide messenger RNA. RefSeq lists its product as uncharacterized. Gene Ontology annotation, molecular function: hormone activity. The transcript is spliced from 3 exons. Gene Ontology annotation, cellular component: extracellular region. The record is from RefSeq and is a predicted model, not a curated record. Lineage: Eukaryota; Metazoa; Arthropoda; Merostomata; Xiphosura; Limulidae. The coding region runs from base 173 to 838 and encodes 221 amino acids.
GCGGCAGCAUCCGGUAGUCCUUCUCAACUGAUGAUCUCAAUCCGGACGGUGAGCUAGAACAAACAGCAGGUAAAAGUCUACAAUCCAGGUGACACUCUCACACGGGCACACACAAAUACACAUCUUCUUCAUCUGGUCCUCCAGAAUAUCGGUAAAAAUCAGGAGCAGCAUCAUGAUGAUUGACCACAGAUUUUUGUUGACGGUCCUAGCAAUGAUUUUAAUGUUGCCCACAUGCACUGUGUGCGGUACUAUGUUUCAGAAUGAAUACCAAAGUAUUCCGAAAGACAAUAUUCACUAUCAAGAAGGCCUUAAUACGCAGUCAUUAGACUCGCACAUCGGCUACAACUCCCAGAAAAACGGACACACGAAUGGCCAUGGCGAAGAAGUUGACAAUAUUCCAAAAGCUAGAAGGUUAGUUUUAGACCUGUUAAUAAGAACUUUAGCUCAAGAAGCCAGAGCGAGAAAUGAACGACCAAACUUUCUCAAUAACCAAGACACCGAAGGAGAGGAUGAAUAUCGUUUAGAAGAUUUCACAAAAUCCGUGCAAGCAUCCAAAGGUACUCAGCAGGAAAAGAAGGCCUCAGGAACAAAAGCUGACGGACCUCCAAAACAAGGAAAAAAGUCGAAAGCAGCAAUCAGAAAUGGAAAUACCAUCACAUCGAAACGUGGUAAUAGGCCUUCUUUGUCGAUCGUUAGUCCGUUGGACGUCCUGAGUCAGAGGUUGAUGUUAGAGAUGGCUCGUAGGAAAAUGAAACAGAGUCGACAUCAGAUCACUGCAAACGCUGAAUUUUUGAAAACCCUUGGAAAAAGAAAUCUAUUCAUUCACAAAAACAUGUGAACGCACCAUUAUGGCCAAAAAAAGAUGUGUAUCAUUCCACCUUUUAGAAAGAGUCCUGAUCACGUGCACAAAUUUAUGCUUGAAUGAUUGUUUGUUAUGAAUUUCGCACAAAACUACACGAGAGCUAU